Messenger RNA from Numida meleagris (helmeted guineafowl), 4662 nucleotides. RefSeq names its product speedy/RINGO cell cycle regulator family member A (gene SPDYA). The coding region runs from base 3695 to 4618 and encodes 307 amino acids. The transcript has 10 exons. Gene Ontology annotation, molecular function: protein kinase binding. The record is from RefSeq and is a predicted model, not a curated record. Gene Ontology annotation, biological process: positive regulation of cyclin-dependent protein serine/threonine kinase activity. NCBI's taxonomy places the organism in Eukaryota, Metazoa, Chordata, Aves, Galliformes, Numididae.
AUUUAGCCUCUUCCGGCGGCCCAGGGGGGAAGCGAGCUGGGAUGGGUGGUGGGAGUGCCCCGAGGCGCGGUUGAUGCUGAGCGAGAAGGGGUGAAACUGCGCGGCCCGGGGGCGUCGGAAGGGGACGGCCACCCCCGCCGGCGGGCAGAGCGAGUCACCGGGAGGCGACCCCGCGCCCAGUCGCAGGGUCUGCCCUCACCUCGUGGCCGCCAGGCCCUGCCCUGCCCUGUUGUCUGCGCUCGGGAGGUGUUCGGGGUCCCCUCUGUAGUCGUGCUGCCGCUGGGUACUCCCGCAGGCUGAGGAGUUAGGAAUCGGUGUUGCUCAAAUCCAGUGAACUUUGCCAUAAACACUGAACUCUUUAACAGAAAUCCUGCUAAUCCCCUGGGGGGAAAAAAAAAGAAAACCUAGAUCUUCCAUGGACAUAGAGCACACUUUCUUAAGGAUCUUCUGCUAUACAUAUAUUUCAAAAAUAGUGUAGUCAACUACAUGCUAGGUCACUCCGCUUGAGACCUGCUCUGGAGAGGGUUCCUGUGGCACUGGGGUAUGCACUUCCCUCACCCAGAAAAUGCAGCCAGCUUCCCAGAACACAAAAUGGUCGGUAGUGCAAAAGCAGAGGAGGAAAUGCAGGAAAGGCUGCUGCUGUUUUUAGAACUGCUUUCCAAAUGGUGACCCUGAUGCCAAAGUGUAAGACAAACGGUCGGCAGGGAUUACCGAAAGCAUUUUCUGAUCUAUUUUUUAAAGUAUUAGUGUAUUCAGUUAAAACAAAACAAAAAAAAUCACAAAUACCUGAAUCUUUCAGAAAGAUAUAGCAGUCUCCUGGAAACUAAGUGGUUUUAGUGAAAGAGAAAACCAGAAUGACAUGCUGCGUUUGUGAGAAAUCAAUGAAAUUUCCAAAGACAGUCGAAACUUCCUCUUGCCAGUGUUUACAUUGGCUGUACAAUACAAACAUGUUGCCACUCCUUUUUAGGUGCAGACCUUGGAUAAUGAAACUGUUUAGAACCUUUGUGUGUUCUGAAAAGUUAUUUUGAGGGAAGCUUCUCCAUAGAAUCCAAGCCAGUGGAGCAGGCAUAUGGUUAAAAAGCUGCUCCACAUCUGUUUGGAGACUAAAGUUCAGUUCACUUCAGAACUAAACUUCAAGAGCCAUGGAGGCCAGUGGAAGAUUUUCCAUUGACUUCAGCAAGCUGUGGAUCAGACUCUACUGUCUACGUAGAAUGAAGCCUUGAAAGGACCAUAGGAAGAGACAAAACUGGAAAAUUAUAUAUAGUGUCUUGUCCACAGUGUGUUUCUGAAGAUGCCGUACUUUCACAAACCAGCGUGUGCUUCUGCUCAAAUAACUGUACCAACACUACCAACACUGACUUUUUUUUUUAAACAACAGUACAUACAGGUAAAUACUAUUAUCUUUAUUUGAAUAAUGAGAACAUUAAGAGUCAUACAGAGUUUAAAUGUUUGGGUCAUAUGUAGCUGUUCAAAUAUAGGGCCAGUAUGAAAAUAAAUGAAAAUAAAUGAGCAGUCAUGUAUUUUCUGCUAGACUAUUUUAAUUACUUCUGAAUUCUUCAAAAAGAUCGUUUACAUGUUUUAUGUAUUUUUGCCCUGUUUCUAGGUCAUUUUGAAUACUACAAGGUUAUAAAUGUAACAGUGUUUAUCUGUUUUGCUGGAAUUGUUGUGCACACUGGAGAUGGAAAUGAGAUGAGAGGCAAUGGCAACGCUCAAAAGCCUGUCCUCAUCUUAGAGGCCCGCAGCUUGGUACUCCAUCGAGCUGCAAACCUUUGGCUGAAAGUAAGAGUGUCUGAGGCAAGCAGCUGUUGGUUCAGAGGUUCUUAAAACUAGACGGGGUGCAACCACAGGAGAGAAAUGCUCAUGUAAUUAACGUGUGUUCUAUUUGCAUCUUUGAGGAUUAUAGAAACCAACCCAUCUGAUACAUCAUGGCAUCCUCACCUUUCUUCUAGGGCUUGGUCUUAGCUCCGGUGGGCGGGGUCUCUGGCAGACUCAUCAUUCCUCACUUUACUGCCCUGGAAAUACAUCUUCAUGAUUCUUAUACCUACAGAGUAUUUAGAACAUCUAUUGUCAGCAUUCAAAGCUGCUUAAAAUGCGCAGCGUGAGAAGUAAAAACUGGAGUAAGUCUGUAUGCAGACUACUUUGUAGCUGAGAGGCAAGCAUAUUCAUAUGAAUUUCAGUGCCUCAGUGUGCUCACUUGCUUUAGUGUCGUUUGGAAGGGGCUUAGAAGAAAACAUGAGAUCACAAACUGUAGUCAGGAAGCUCCAUUUAAACUAAAAUUGUUUAAAUUCUGGCAUCUAAGAUACUUCAUUUUUUUCCCAUGUAGCCAUUCUUUGUGAAAGAAGAUGCAGAUGGAACUUUGCCGAAACACUUGGUAAAAACUAUUUGCGAGAGUCCUAAAUAGUUUUUUACGUUUUCUUACAUGACAGAGUCUCUGCACUGUUGGCAGAAGCAAAACAGAUGGUUAUACAGGCAGAUAGCUGCCCUGUUUCUCAGUGUGGUGGCAGUACUUCCCUUGCAACCCGGAGGCGUCUGCCAUUAGAUCUCCUUGUGUUGGGCUUGUGUAUGUGCACAGGUCACUACAAGACAAGCUAGAGUAGAUGUGUGGUAUGUCAGCUAAUGAAUGCACAGUAGCAGCCUUGGGACGGAGUUGGACCUGGCAGUAUGCAGAAAACAUUUGUUCCUCAAAGAAAACAGGGUCACAGCAUGCACACGGGCAGUUUCCAUGAAGCGACAAACCUGCUGUAAAUCCCCACCCAGUCUUGCCUCAUUGCAACACGUAUGUGUAGUCAUACCCAAAGCAAAGGUGAAUAAAUAGACCGCUGAGACGAGCAGAAAAAGCUAAGCCCACAAACACCACUUAGCAAAGCACCACGGGCAGCAGAGAGUAGGGUUCAAGCAGUUCAGUGUCCCAUAGCUCACACUGUGGGGUGAAACUGAAAUAAAUUGCUUUUGCAUUGAAACGCCUUUCCUUUCCUAGUUCAUCCUUUAUUUAUUUAUUUAUUCGUGUUUCAGUUAGCACUAGCUGCUACCAAAGUCCAUCUGUUUUCCAUUGCACUUUAAUUUACAGCCCUUGUUAGUCAUUUUAUUGCUUUCAAAUUCUGCGUGAGAAAACUUUUACAACUUGUGAUUACUGAACUCAAAGAAACGAGAGCUUUUUGACCUGGUGCGGGGUAAUUAUAGAGCCCAUUGCUUCUUGGGAGGGGCAUUCAAUGUUUAACAAACUGUGGCAAGUCUCAUUUAACCCUUUGGAGCCUGGCGCAUUGGAUGGGAGUGAGAAAACAAAUGUUGAGGCUCUCCAGCUCACAGUGUAAUCUGCCUACUUUUACUCUGAAGUUUUGCCUUUCUGCAACUGAACUUGGAGCUGUUUCUUUCACUGCGGCUUUGGAAGGACAGGAGCCAAGAUACUUGCAUAUGCAAACAUUUCUUUCCUUACUUCAGAAAUUACUGCUACAUUACUGUUGAUUAAUCCUUUCAUAGUCUUCUGAGUGCCCUGCUGUCAAAAUAAAGUCUCUUGACAAUAGAGAAAUUAUACUGUCUUAAUUACUACUAUUGUUUCAUAUUACAGGGGCUGUGGUCAUGGACAAAGAUUCAGUUGUGUUCAGCAGCAUAAAAACAGUAUAAAUAGAUACCUUGUGCUUGAAAGAGUUUGCGAUCUGAAUGAUGCAACCAGUAAACCGAGCCUCUGCUUACUGCAAUGAGACACAGCCUGGUGUGUCACACACCUCCCACUGUUCAUGUAAAAUCGAGUGCCUCCAGAUCCCACCAGCAAAAGAAGCUGGUCAGACCGAAGCGGCAUCCUUCCAAAAACCAUCGAGAAAACUGUGAGAGAAGGGUUCUUAGUGAUACCUACAGACACCCGAAGGAAUCGUGUCUUGUUAUUCAGCGUCAGGAGAUGACAGCUUUCUUUAAACUGUUUGAUGAUGAUCUAAUUCAAGACUUUCUAUGGAUGGACUGUUGCUGUAAAGUUGCAGACAAGUAUCUUUUGGCAAUGACAUUCGUUUACUUCAAGAGGGCUAACUUCACAAUAAAUGAGCAUACCAGAAUCAAUUUCUUUGUUGCUCUGUAUCUGGCAAAUACAGUGGAAGAAGACAAUGAAGAAUCAAAGUAUGAGAUUUUCCCAUGGGCUCUGGGAAAAAACUGGAGAAAGCUCUUUCCUGAUUUCUUAAAGUUAAGAGAUCAACUAUGGAGUAGAAUUGACUACAGGGCUAUUGUAAGCAGACGUUGCUGUGAAGAGGUAAUGGCUAUUGCUCCAACACAUUACAUAUGGCAGCGAGAACGGUCUGUGCACCACAGCGGAGCUAUAAGAAACUACAACAAAGAUGAAGCACAGCUGCCACGAGGACCUAAUAAUUCUCCCAUCCACUGCUGUCUUUGUGGUAAGACAGGAAGAUUUGUACGACUGGGAUUAUCGUCAUCUUCCUCAUCUACUAGCACUUUAGAGGUGACAGAGUUACGUUCAUCCCAGGAUUUGAAGGACACCUUUGCAAUGGAAAAAAUGCUGGUUGACUCUCCUGCUUCUCACGCCCAAGACUGUCAGAGCCUGUCCAGCAAAAGGAGAAGAGAUAACACCUCCAACCAAGACAAAUCCAUGGAUUGGUUUACAAGCAAUGAAGAAUGAAAUGCACUGAACGAAAGAAACAGAUGCUGUGCUUUGCAGAACAA